This is a messenger RNA of Hydatigera taeniaeformis, 252 nucleotides long. Lineage: Eukaryota; Metazoa; Platyhelminthes; Cestoda; Cyclophyllidea; Taeniidae. The record is from the annotation of a GenBank genome assembly.
AUGUUGCAGCAGGUGGCUUCCGCGACCCCAGCACCACAACCAAACUCAGUAACUCCGCCAGAUUGGAACCUCUUGACUCCCGAAGUGGCGGACAGUCGACAUGGUCGUGGUUGCACCCCCUCCUCCGCUCGCACGCCCUCUUCACAUUUCGGUGAUGAACACAAUAUCCCAUCCCCCACGCCCAAAACUCAGACCGAUCUAGAAAAGGGCACUGCACUUACUCUUAACUCUGCCGUUCAGUUUCGCAAAUGA